UAAUCGAUUGGAGUGAACGCGCGCUUUGACGUGAUGACCAGCUCGGCGCGUUCACGCUGGAAUGGGGCGCGUCCUCGGCCGGGCGCGCGCAGUGCAGGAGGGAGGAAGAGAGGCGGACUGACCUGCCUUCAGGAUGGAGUUAAAACUCAGUGGAAACAAGUGGACGUGACCGGACUGAGGUGGAAUUUAAGUGUUUUCUGCUGAGGAGAGCCCUGGCCGGCAGGCUGAGUGUUAGCCAUGCAGCAGUCUGCCAACAGCACGACCAGCACCCUGCACCUGGUGGCCGCCGACAUGACCGACAUCAUGGAGAACCUGGACACGCGUGAGCUCGACAUCGGAGACGGCGACGACGUCAUCGAAGGGCAAGACACCAACAGCACAGAAGCCCGCAUCCCCUACUCUGCUGUGUACAAGACGACAGGCUUCAAAGAGCCGGACGCUCGAGUUUUCCUCACCAGGCUUCCCAUCACUGCCAGAAUUUUAGAGGUGGAGCGUUUCGCCGCCGCUCAGGACCGUUUCAACGUCACCAACCAGAGAACUGUGUCCAAGAAACUUCCUGCAGUGUUCAGGAUCGAGUUGAGACAUGGUCAGUUCACCUGGAUAGUCAAAAGGAAAGAAAAGCACUUCAUGGAGCUGCACAGAGAGUUACGCACCUACAAGACCUUUCUGAAGAUCCCUCUGCCUUCUCGAAGCCACACAGAGCGGAGGCAGACGGUCCGGCACGCACGCCAGAUGCCCGAAUUACCACGGGGAGGAGGAGACGAACUAGUCAGGGAGGAGCAAGUGUCCAGCCGGAAGCGGCAGUUGGAAGAUUACUUGAAUAAGCUGCUGAAAAUGCCACUAUAUAGAAACUACCAUGCCACAAUAGAGUUCAUCGACGUGAGUCAGAUGUCGUUUAUUCAUGAUUUGGGACCAAAAGGCUUAGAGGGCAUGGUUUACAAAAGGUCAGGAGGUCAUCGCAUUCCUGGACUGAACUGCUGCGGCCACAGCAAAAUGUGCUACCGCUGGUCCAAACGGUGGUUAGUGGUCAAGGACUCCUUUCUCCUCUACAUGAAGCCAGACUCGGGGGCCAUCUCCUUUGUCCUGCUGGUGGACAAAGAGUUCUGUGUGAAAAUGGACUCUAAGGACACUGAAACGAAGCACGGCGUGCGCGUCGACAGUCUGUGCAGGAACCUGGUUCUGAAGUUCACCAGUUACCGACACGCUCGCUGGUGGGGUCAGGCCAUCGAUGACUUUGUGCGCAGGUACGGCAGCGCCUUUCUUAAGGGCCAUCGAUUCGGCUCCUUCGCCAAAGAACAGGACAACAUCCCUGCCAAAUGGUAUGUGAACGGUAAAGCAUACAUGGAAGAUGUGGCUAAUGCACUGGAGCGUGCUGAGGAGGAGAUCUUCAUCACUGAUUGGUGGCUGAGCCCUGAGAUUUUCCUCAAAAGACCAGUCGUGGAGGGCAACCGCUGGCGACUCGACUGCGUCCUGAAGCGCAAGGCUCAAAAAGGAGUGCGGAUCUGUGUGCUGUUGUAUAAGGAAGUUGAAUUGGCCCUCGGAAUCAACAGCGGAUACAGCAAGAGGACGCUGCACCAACUCCACCCCAAUAUCAAGGUCAUGCGGCAUCCCGACCACGUCUCAUCCUCGGUCUAUCUGUGGGCCCAUCAUGAAAAGACUGUCAUUAUCGACCAAUCGGUGGCCUUCGUGGGCGGGAUCGACUUGGCAUACGGGCGCUGGGAUGACCGGGAGCAUCGGCUGACGGACGUCGGGAGCGUUACGAGGACGCUCAACACUUCUGCAGAGAAUGUGACCGAGGCGCCUAGUACGAUGUCCUCUCCCACAGACGAUCCCACCCAGAGCAACGGCGACAGCUCCAGCAGAGACAUGAUAGUGCAGCCCAAGCUGAAGGGACACGGCAAGACCAAGAGGACACGCUUCAGCAUCCGCAAACGGCUCCAGAGACACGGCCUUACCCACGCUGAGAGUGUGACCAGCGACGACAGCUCGGAGGAAAACACAGAAUCAGGCCCGGAUCUGCAGGCUGACGUCAUCGGUCUGAUGGGAAACACGCGUUUCUGGCACGGCAAGGACUACUGCAACUUCGUCCACAAGGACUGGAUCCAGCUGGAAAAACCAUUCGAUGAUUUCAUCGAUAGGCAUAUAACCCCCAGAAUGCCUUGGCACGACAUCGCAUCCGUGGUUCACGGAAAGGCCGCCAGAGAUGUCGCUCGGCACUUUAUCCAACGCUGGAAUUUCACCAAGAUAAUGAAGCCCAAGUACAGGUCGCUUUCAUACCCGUACCUCCUCCCUAAAUCCCACGCCACGGCCAACGAGAUCAAACACCCAGUGCCAGGCUGUGUCCCCACUAAAGUUCAGGUGUUGCGUUCUGCAGCCGACUGGUCAGCCGGUAUCAAGCGCCACGAAGAGUCGAUUCACAACGCCUACGUCCACGUGAUAGGAAACAGCCAACACUACAUCUACAUCGAGAACCAGUUCUUCAUAAGCUGUGCCGACAACAAGCUCGUCUACAACAAGAUCGGCGACGCCAUCGCUCAGCGCAUCAUCAAAGCCUACCGAGACGGCAAGAAGUACCGUGUGUACGUGAUUACUCCACUCCUGCCUGGAUUCGAAGGAGACAUCAACACAGGGGGAGGCACCGCCCUACAGGCCAUCAUGCACUUCAAUUACAGAACGAUGCUAAGAGGAGACUGCUCCAUCGUGUCCCAGCUGAAGAAAGAGAUGGGAGAUCAGUGGAUAAACUACAUCUCGUUCGGGGGGCUGAGAACCCAUGCUGAGCUGGAGGGCAAGCUGGUCACGGAGCUGAUCUACGUCCACAGCAAAAUGCUCAUCGCAGACGACAAUACAGUUAUCAUCGGCUCGGCCAACAUCAACGAUCGCAGUAUGCUUGGGAAGCGGGACAGUGAGGUUGCGGUGAUCUACGAGGACACCGAGACUGAGCCGUCUGUUAUGGACGGACAGGAAUACCAGGCAGGACGUUUUGGACUUCGGCUUCGUCAGGAAUGCUUCAGGAUGAUCCUUGGAGCUUUCACUGAUCCCAGCAUAGACAUCACAGACCCCAUCAGUGAUUCUUUUUAUAAGGAGGUGUGGAUAAGCACGGCUGCUCGCAACGCCAGCAUCUACCAAAAGGUUUUCCGCUGUUUGCCCUCGAGUGACGUGCGGUCGACCCUGGAGCUGGAGAGCUACCUGGCCAAGCCCGGUUUGGAUAAAGAGGAUCCCGCACGCGCUCACGAGGAACUCAAGAAGAUCAGGGGCUUCCUGGUUCAGUUCCCUCUGUGCUUCCUCAGUGAGCAGAACCUUCUGCCACCUAUUGGCUCCAAGGAGGCCAUGGUGCCCAUGGAGGUGUGGACCUGAGAGACUGAGCGGGAGGGAAAUCCCUACAGGACCAGUGGACUCAAAUCACAGUGUUCAUAUGAACGUCAUCAAGGCAUCACGAGAUAUUAGAUGGGGCUGAUUUAGGUGCACAUAUCAGAAUGAAGUACCCCCCCCCCCCCCCUCCCGUAGAUUUACACUAAUAAUCAAGUUUUAAAAUGUUAUUCAUUUAAAUUCAUUCUAAAUUCUUUAAUAUAGAAGAUGAUUCCUCCCAGUGUAACAGAUCCAUGCAAGCCCAAUAUCUGCCAACUGAUAUACCACAAGUGUACAUUUUGUCCGUGGACUACUAUUCAUUUUACAGCACAAGAAUGAAGCAUCAAGGGCUAGCACACCAGAGCUGACAUCUCAGACCCGUCGGUUCGAAUCUCAGCUCUGCUACCGGCAGGCUGGGCACCUACAUGUGCCUGCGCGAACAACGAUUGGCUCAUUUGCAUGGUGGAUGCGGGAGGGGAUGCAAUUAUGACCUCUGCUGGCUGAUCUAUGGCGCUGCACAGAGACGAGGGAUAAUGGAGAUUAGUGCGUUACUCUCAGUGCAAUAAUGGUAUUCAGAAAGUCCCUGGUUUAUGCCCCACCACCUCAAAGCUGCCACAGUUAGGCCCCUAAGCAAGGCCCUUAACCCUAUGUAUUUAUUUACAAUUGUAAAUUGUAUCUCGGCUCUGCUACCGGUCAGCUGGGCACCCACUAAGUUGCCUGCAGCAGACAGAAUUGGCCUCCGGUCAGCUGCGUAGGAAAGAAAAGGGCGGGGUUAUCAACUCUGUGUAAGGAACCUGUACAGAAGAUCCGGGCGUGGCUCUCUGUAUGCAAAGCUGACCUCAAGUGCAAAUCCACUCAAUAUGGGAGAAUAAGAAGGGAUCGGUGGACUGCGCACAUUUGUGGCAGUGAGUGUCGGGCAAAUGUAUACACCCUCCUUGGACGCCGUCAGGGUCCCCAGCAACUGAUUGGCUUCACUAAAUUGGGAGGAAAAAGUGGGAAAACCAUCUACUAAAUGCUAAAUGAACCUCCUUAAUGUAAACGAAUGACACUAUGAUCUGUCUAGUUCUUAGUAUAGACAUGAAAACCAGAAACCAUAGCACACGAGUCUUAACUAUAAGCCUGGUAAUUGUGGCACUGGUGGCACCGGGCGAUCUGGUUUGUGUUGCCGCCUUUUAAAACUCAUGUACAUUCUGUUUUAGUAACGUCCUCUCACACUAUGCAAUAGGAACAAAAUCGCUGUCGCGCCAGCUGUGCAUUAUAUAAGACAGCGCACAUACAUAUACGUACAUAUACAAAUCUCCUUAUGUUAUGUUCUUUUUAAUAAUCUUCAGACAUUCCACAUGAUCCUGCGGUAAACAAUAUUGCGCACGUUGAGUUUUUACUGCACGCUUGACCACCCUGUGGCCUCAAAAUGCAUCAAUACAUGAAUGUAGAUUCUUUAUGUAUCACAGUGCCAAAUGUUAGUACCAGUAUAUGCAAACCGUGUAUGGAUGUAGGAAGUAACAUUGCUUUUAUUAUUUAUGGCCGCUUGUAUUUGGUUUUUGUUCAGUUUGGCCAUAUUGUAAUGGACAGUUGUAAUGGACACCCCACUGUAAAGAACACAGAGACUUGAUUCAUUUAUUGUUUAGAUGUUUUUAGUAUUAUUGUGUAGUCAAAGGAUUUCUUAAUGAAGUGCCUCAGCAGGCUUCACAUACAAGAUACAAGAUGUGAUGAUGCCGUCGGAUCGAUGAAUGAUGUAUGUAAGUGCUGUCCCGAUAUGUUUUGUGAUAAACAGGCACCCCCGCCUCUAAAUAUGAACGAACCUGUCAGUCUAAAAUGUGCAAUUAAUGAAUUUAAAUGAAAAUGAAUGAAUGCUUUUUUUUCAUGACAGCAGUUUGAAUGUUUCAAUGGAACAAAAAAGUUGGAGCACUUUAAAUGUACUUAAAACAUGACCAUAUAAA
This is a messenger RNA of Trichomycterus rosablanca, 5285 nucleotides long. RefSeq names its product phospholipase D1b (gene pld1b). Gene Ontology annotation, molecular function: phosphatidylinositol binding; D-type glycerophospholipase activity. Gene Ontology annotation, cellular component: plasma membrane region; intracellular membrane-bounded organelle. The record is from RefSeq and is a predicted model, not a curated record. Bases 238 to 3354 code for a protein of 1038 amino acids. Gene Ontology annotation, biological process: regulation of vesicle-mediated transport; phosphatidic acid biosynthetic process; intracellular signal transduction. NCBI's taxonomy places the organism in Eukaryota, Metazoa, Chordata, Actinopteri, Siluriformes, Trichomycteridae. The transcript is spliced from 26 exons.